Messenger RNA from Salvia hispanica, 2223 nucleotides. RefSeq lists its product as uncharacterized. Lineage: Eukaryota; Viridiplantae; Streptophyta; Magnoliopsida; Lamiales; Lamiaceae. The record is from RefSeq and is a predicted model, not a curated record.
CACAACAACUUCGAGCAAGAAACACAUUCCCUCAUUUAUAAAUUUCUGGUGGAAGAAACAUGGCAACAAUCUCUCUUCCAAGGGUGAUCGUGAUCAAAUCGAAAGUGUACGGAAGUAAAGGCCAUGCUUACUUCAAGGCUGAUGGCGCAUCAGUAGUUUUGGGAGAAGAGGACAUAUUCAGCACGCUCGUCAAGAUUGAUGUGGAGCGUUCUAUCACCAACGCCAAAUAUGUCAACCUCAAAUUCGGCUAUUUCAACAGAUACUGGCGCCGCAAAGAAAACGACAAAUUCAUUAUUGCUGAAUCCAACCAGGCGGAAGAGGACGUCUCAAAGCCCUCCUGCACCUUGUUUGAGCCCGUCAAGGUUGAUGAUGCCGGGGUGUUUUACUUCAGGCACGUCCAGAGUGGAGGUCGCGUGUUAAUGGAUGCAUCGAGCAUGAGGUUUUACGUGGAUGAGAAAGCCGGCAAUGAUGACAAAAGUUACCUAACUUUUGUGGACUGGAAUACAAUACUUAAACUGCCGAGCAAGGUGGCAUUUAAGGGGAAUAAUGGCAAGUACCUCUUCAGUACAGAUACAGCAACGGCACCUUUAUUUAAGGCUGAAGAUCCUAAUGACGAAAGAGCUAUCUUCAUAGUGGAGAUGAAGCCAGACGGACAUGUCCGAAUAAUAGCACCUGCUUGGUUUGGAGGACUUUAUGGAUUUUCCUUGUCGGGAUUGAGCGGUGGACCUGAAUAUGUGGUAAUGUACGCACAAGGCGAGACGAAUAAAUUACUGGCUUCCAAAAUCGAUGAGGAUUUAAUUGCGCUCCGCAGUACAACCAACAAUAACUUCUGCCGCAUGCAGUAUAUUGCGAAGUUGAAUGAGUAUUUUCUCUGCGCAGACACUCCGACUAUAACCGAUGCCGCCAAACUUAAAGUGGAAGAGCGGGUGCUGGAACGAAAGAUCUACAACGUGGUGUAUCAGAUGCAGUAUGCUCGGAUAUUCAACGAGGCGCCUUAUGUGGCAGGCUCAGCCGUGCUUAUCAACGACAAGCCUCUGGCGGCUUCCAUGCAGGCCGAAGUUGAAUACACAGACGAGAGAUCUUAUUCUUUCAGCCGAAGCCAAUCGUUGACUGGAAGCUUCAGCACCACCAUCGAAGCUAGUGUGCCCUUCAUUGCAAGUGUAUCGAUUACAGCGGGAUUUGAGAUAAAUAAGGCGUUUCAGUGGGAUGAGACCACAACAACUUCAACCACCGUAAAAGGAACUGCGAUGGUUCCUGUGCCUGCCAUGUCUAGCGUUACGGUUGAUUAUGUAGGAACAAGAGGCACCUGCAACAUUCCUUUUUCUUACACUCAGGAAGACAGGAGCUCCUCCGAUGCCCAAAUUUCUUACACCGAUCACGUUGAUGGUACUUACACCGGCGUCAGCUAUUACAGCUUCAGCUUCCAUGUCAGAGAAACCAAGUCACUCUGAGCUACUACUUGUGUCCCAAACAUCCAUUACCUUUUAUUGUUUUCUCUUAAGUUAUGUGCUUUGUUUCGUUUCCUUUUCUUGUCGUUAUGCUAAUAAUCUCCAGAUGCAUGUAUGUAUCUGAUGAUCCGAUGUUGCUUCAUAUGUACAAAAUGUGUGGUUGAUUUGAAUCAUAUAUGGAUGUCUAGUUUGUGUAGUAAAGUAGUUAAUUUGUGUAAUAUUCAAUUGGCUAAUAAUAGGGCAGCUGGUGUGCCCUUCAUUACAAGUAUAUCGAUUACAAUGGGUUUUGACAUAAGUGAGGAAUUGCAGUGGGAUGAAACCACAAAAACUUCAACCACUAUUAAAGGCUCUGCGAUGGUUCCUGUGCCUGCCAUGUCUACCGUUACAGUUGAUUUUGUGGGAACAAGAGGCACCUGCAACAUUCCUUUUUCUUACACUCAGGAAGACAAGAGCUCCUCCGAUGCCCAAAUUUCUUACACCGAUCACGUUGAUGGUACUUACACCGGCGUCAGCUAUUACAGCUUCAGCUUCCAUGUCAGAGAAACCAAGUCACUCUGAACUACCACUUGUGUGCCAAACAUCCAUAGCAUUUUACUAUUUUAUUUUAUUUUUGUUCAUUUGUGUGCUUUGUUUCAUGAGCUUUCGUUUCCUUUUGUCGUCGUUAUGCUAAUAAUUUCCAGAUACACGUAUGUAUCUGAUGAUUCGAUGUUGCUUCAUAUGUACAAAAUGUGUGGUUGAUUUGAAUCAUAUAUGGAUGUCUAGUUUGUGUAGUAAA